This is a messenger RNA of Spodoptera litura, 2982 nucleotides long. The record is from RefSeq and is a predicted model, not a curated record. NCBI's taxonomy places the organism in Eukaryota, Metazoa, Arthropoda, Insecta, Lepidoptera, Noctuidae.
AUUAAUCCGUCAAAAAGAAAAAUCACAACAUUCGAAUGUUUUCUCAAAAUUAAAUAUUAUCCAUUCGGUUAUGGCAUAAAAAAUUAACAAUAACGACAAAAAAUGAGUUCACCGGUUAAAGGGGUUUCAUUGCCACAAUCCCCUGUUAAAGGAGGUACACCAAUAAAGGUGCCUGGUACACCUGCGGACCUGGCACAGUCCAAGAAGUCAAGUAGAACUUCCUCACCUACGAGAUCAACAGGUGAAGCUCAACGCUUUGUCCAUCAAAAUUCUGAUGAUGAGGACUAUUACACGACACCCGAUUUUAUCUAUGGCGGACCGUUUAUCACCGUGAAUAGACCAUCCCCAUUCUUAGAUACUGGGACACCUAUGAAUUUGCCGCUGCAAGGGACAUUUAAAAAGAGCUUCGCGUAUUUUUCUCUGAAAGACAGGAUACCAGUGAUAUUAACUAAAAUAAUCGAUUAUUUGUCGAGAGAUGGAGCCAAUAUUAAAUCUGCCAAUGGCGCGUCGGAGGAAGAUCUCAAUAACUUUAUGCAAUCUGUGGUCAAGUUGAAGAACGAUUUAGUGACGAAUAAAGAUUAUGAUCCAUUUACUCUAGAUACGCCUAAUGCUAAAAAGUGGAACAUUUGGAUUGAGAAUCAAGAUAAUAAGAAAUAUUUCAAUAAUACUUGGAUGUUUACCGAAUGUUAUUUGUACAGGAAGCUUAGAGAAGGUUGUGAAUUGACCAAAGGUUUACAGAAUUUCGAUUAUUUCGAAGAACAAAAGAAGAGUGCUUUUGAUAACAACGUAGAAUUGAUGUGCAUUGUCGCUGACAAAAUGGUGAACAUGGUCCACAAGUCGGAAAAAGACAAACGGAAAGCUGACUUCGUAACUUUAUUGAAGAUAUGUCUCUGGGCGAACAAAUGCGACCUCUCCCUCUCCCUCGGGUCCCAAGUCAACCUGAUCCAAGCAGCCAAGGACGCUACGGAGAAACUACGUCUGAACCCUCCCCCGCCUCCUCCCCCUCCGAAGAAGGGUAAGAAGGGGGGGAAGCCCGCUAAGGAGGCCGCGCCACAAGCACCUCUUGUCAUCAGCCACGAUCCUUUCCAAAUGAUUCUUGAUUUGAAGGAUAAGAUUUGGAAGUCAGCCUAUAUAACACCAGUGCAUAAGAAGGGUUCAAAGAAUGAAGUAGCUAACUAUAGGCCAAUAUCCAAACUUUGCAUAUUGGCAAAGGUUUUUGAGAGAAUCGUGUAUGAUCAGGUUUACGCUGCGGUUAGGAGCUCGUUUAGUCCCACGCAACAUGGUUUCCUGAAGGGUCGCUCCACAGUAUCGAACUUGAUCUUACUAAAUGACUACUUGACUGACAGUAUGGAUGGUGGGGCACAGGUUGAUGUCAUUUAUACCGACUAUAGCAAAGCCUUCGACAGAAUUGACCAUAAUAUCCUUAAAACUAAGCUAUAUCGUAUUGGUAUAUGCGGUGACUUACUCAGAUGGUUUGCAUCCUACCUAGAAAACAGGUCUCAAUCUGUCGUAGUCAAUAACUACAUAUCUAGCUGGGUCAAGAUUCCAAGCGGUGUUCCGCAGGGAUCUCUAAUUGGCCCCCUACUUUUCAUCUUAUACGUGAAUGACAUUGACCUCUGCUUCCAUAGCUCUAAUCUUCUUAUUUUUGCCGACGACAUGAAGAUUUACUCCAAAAUAACAUCGGUGGAGGACAUGCUGGCUCUCCAGGAUGACUUAAAGCGCCUGGAUGAGUAUUGCCAGUUGAAUAAACUUGACCUGAAUCCCGCAAAAUGCUCAGUGAUUACUUUUAGUAGAAAGCGGUUCCCGAUGAUUCAUCCAUACGAGCUGAAGGGUCAGGGUUUGGUAUUUACAUUCCAGAACACGACGUUCAAGUUCAAGUGCAGUUGCCAUAGAUUGGCCACACUCGCCGGCGUGCCCUUAUGUAAACAAGAAGCACCUCCCACGGAAGAAGGGAAAGAAGCAACCCCUGAGAAGGAAGCGAAAGAAGGAAAAGAUAAAAAAGAAGCGACUCCUGAGAAAGAAGGCAAAGAAGGGAAAGAAAAGAAAGAAGAUGCUCCCAAACAAAUACCCUGUCCUGCUAAAAUGACUGUUCCUCAAGCCGUUAUGUUCGAUAUUGUAUGUGACAAUACUGGGUAUGAGUUGUUCGCGGAUCUAUGUCUAGCGCACUUCUUGGUCGCACAGAAGAUUGUACAAAAGGUGAGAUUCCACGUGAAAGACAUGCCGUGGUUCAUCUCUGAUGUCACCGAAAAAGAUUUCAGAUACGUCGUUAAUGCUUGCACUAACAGCAAUUUCAGCAAAGAAGCGUCUUCUGGAGCCACGGAAGGUGAGGGAGGUGCAGUAAAAGUUAUCAAGGCGGACAACUUGAGGACACUCGGCCAGCAGUGGAACCAGUACCUUACUGAUGGAGUCUUCCAGAUCAUGGCCGAAGAAUACUGGACAUACCCUCACGUGUACAGAGAUAUGAAGAAGUACGACCCCAACCUGUACCGCAAACUGCAAUAUGCCGUGGCGAUACUGUUUAAGGGAGACUUGAAUUAUCGCAAGCUGCUCGGAGAUCGGAAUUGUAACCCUACUACUGGGUUUGAAGCUGCUUUGCAAGGCUUCAUCCCGGCCCCAAUAAUAGCGAUUCGUACAGUAAAGGCGGAGCUUAUCUGUGGACUACCGAAGGGUCGGUGGGACCAACUCACUGCUGCUGAUGAGAAGUGGAUGCAGACUGGAGAUUAUGGCGUAAUUCAGUACUGUCCUAAAGGCGAGGCGCUGAAGGUAUCCGACCGUCCCUGCAUGGACUACUGUCAAACCUGCUUCGGAGUCAUAUGUCCUGAACAUACUGAUAUAUGAUUGUUUAUGUCGACUGAACUCAUUUUUUGUUGUUUAUUGUUUAAAAAAAUAAUGAUGUUUUUACACUUUACUUGGUAUUUUGGGCACAGUGAGCUUCUACAACACUUUUUAUAAAUAAAUCUAAAUGUUAUUAACUUGUUAUUU